Trichomycterus rosablanca is the source of this 5199-nucleotide messenger RNA. RefSeq names its product zinc finger protein 721-like. Bases 97 to 4509 code for a protein of 1470 amino acids. NCBI's taxonomy places the organism in Eukaryota, Metazoa, Chordata, Actinopteri, Siluriformes, Trichomycteridae. The record is from RefSeq and is a predicted model, not a curated record. The transcript is spliced from 10 exons. Gene Ontology annotation, biological process: regulation of transcription by RNA polymerase II. Gene Ontology annotation, cellular component: nucleoplasm. Gene Ontology annotation, molecular function: RNA polymerase II cis-regulatory region sequence-specific DNA binding; DNA-binding transcription repressor activity, RNA polymerase II-specific.
UGGUGCGUUUUAAGUUCUGCCAACCGCCAUUAAACAUCAUAAGAAGAACAAGAAGCUGCUGUGUUUGUACUGUAGAGCCUCAUCUAUCUUUUAAAUAUGCAGGCAGCAGAAGAGGGACACGUCGCCCCCAUGGAUCUACAAAAUAAAGGAUUCCAGAAGAAACUAAUAAAAAAGGAGGAGGAAGAAGAUGGAAGUUACUUUUGUGAAGGAACCAUAAUUACUGUGGAACACGUCCUCUCUGCGGGACAAUUUACCCCACUGGACCAACAGAAUGGAGGUUUCCAGAUGAAGCCUGUGAAGAAGGAAGAAUCUGAAGAUAAUGAUGAACUCAAACUAAACAACGAUUUCUCCUGCUCCUCGUGUCCACGUUCCUCUACAACCCAAAAUCACCUCCACACUCACAUCAAGAGCUGCAACCAUGAUAAAUAUGAUGCGCUGGUGAAGAUUAAGACUGAACAUGAGGAUCUGACACCCACCAGAAGCUCCAGUAAUCAGCAAACGUCCUCUGGUACUGUCAGCAUUAACACCUCUCUCAGUCCCACACAGGAAGAAGGAAACGUCUGCUCACAGUGUGGGAAGAGCUUCAGUUCCUGGAGGAAUCUAAAAAUACACCAGCGCCUUCACACCGGAGAGAAACCGUAUCAGUGCUCACAGUGUGAAAAGAGCCUUAGUUCCCAGAGUAAACUUAAAAUACACCAGCGCAUUCACACUGGAGAAAGACCGUAUCAGUGCUCACAAUGUGGAAGGAGUUUUAAUCAACAGAGUGCUCUAAAAAGACACCAGCGCAUUCACACUGAAGAGAAACUGUAUCAGUGCUCACAGUGUGGAAAGAGUUUUAAUCGUCAAAGUAAUCUCAAAAUACACCAGCUCAUUCACACUAAAGAGAAACCAUAUAAUUGCACACAGUGUGGGAAGAGUUUUAAUCAACAGAGUAAUCUCACAAAACACCAGCGCAUUCACACUGGAGAAAAACCAUAUCAGUGCUCACAAUGUGAGAAGAGUUUUAAUCGUCACAGUUAUCUCAAAGAACACCAGCUCAUUCACACUAAAGAGAAACCGUAUCAGUGCUCACAGUGUGGGAAGAGCUUUAAUCAACAGAGUAAUCUCACAAAACACCAGCGCAUUCACACUGGAGAGAAACCGUAUCAGUGCUCACAGUGUAGAAAGAGUUUUAAUCAACAGAGUCAUCUCAAAGUACACCAGCGCAUUCACACUGGAGAGAAACCGUAUCAGUGCUCACAGUGUGGGAAGAGUUUUAUGCUCACAAGUCAUCUCAAAGAACACCAGCGCAUUCACACUGGAGAGAAAUCGUAUCAGUGCUUACAGUGUGGGAAGAAUUUUACUCAACAGAGUCAUCUCAAAGAACACAAGCGCAUUCACACUGUAGAGAAACCGUAUCAGUGCUCACAGUGUGGAAAGAGUUUUAAUCAACAGAGUAAUCUCAAAAUACACCAGCGCAAUCACACUGGAGAGAAACCGUAUCAGUGCUUACAGUGUGGGAAGAAUUUUACUCAAGAGUGCUUGAGUGAUCUCAAAAGACACCAGCGCAUUCACACUGGAGAGAAACCGUAUCAGUGUUCACAGUGUGGGAAGAGUUUUAGAACACAGAGUAAUCGAAAAAUACACCAGCGCAUUCACACUGGGGAGAAACCAUAUCAGUGCUCACAGUGUGAGAAGAGUUUUAAGACAUGGAGUGAUCUAAAUGUACACCAGCGCAUUCACACUGGAGAGAAACCAUAUCAGUGCUCACAGUGUGGAAAGAGUUUUAAUCAACUGAGUUAUCUCAAAACCCACCAGCGCAUUCACACUGGAGAGAAACAAUUUCAGUGCUCACAGUGUGAAAAAAGUUUUAAUACACAGACUAAUCUUAAAAGACACCAGCGCAUUCACACUGGAGAGAAACCAUAUCAGUGCUCACAGUGUGAGAAGAGUUUUAAUUGUCAGAGUAGUCUCAAAACACAUCAGCGCAUUCACACUGGAGAAAAACCAUAUCAAUGCUCACAGUGUGGGAGGAGUUUUAAACAUCAAAACAAUUUUACUAUGCACCAGCGCAUUCACACUGGAGAGAGACCGCAUCCGUGCUCACAGUGUGGGAAGAGUUUUUAUACACAGAAUGAUCUCAAAAUGCACCAGCGCAUUCACACUGGAGAGAAACCCUAUCAGUGCUCACAGUGUGGGAAGAGUUUUAUUCAAAAGAAUCAUCUCAAAAUACACCAGCGCAUUCACACUGGAGAGAAACCAUAUCAGUGUUUACAGUGUGGAAAGAGUUUUAAUCAACAGAGUAAUCUCAAAAUACACCAGCGCAUUCACACUGGAGAAAAACCGUAUCAGUGCUCACAGUGUGGAAAGAGUUUUAAUCAACAGAGUCCUCUCAAAAUUCACCAGCGCAUUCACACUAGAGAGAAUUUGUAUCAGUGCUCACAGUGUGAUAAAAGUUUUAGUCAACAGACUAGUUUCAAAGAACACCAGCACAUUCACACUAGAGUGAAACUAUGUUACUGCUUACAGUGUGGAAAGAGUUUAAGUCAACAGAGUAAUCUAAAAAAACACCGGCGCAUUCACACUGGAGAGAAACCGUUUCAGUGCUCACAGUGUGAAAAGAGUUUCAAUCAACAGAGUCAUCUAAAAAAACACCAGCGCAUUCACACUGAAGAGAAACCAUUUCAGUGCUCACAGUGUGGAAAGAGUUUUAAUCACCUCAGUUAUCUAAAAAAACACCAGCGCAUUCACACUGGAGAGAAACCAUAUCAGUGCUCACAGUGUGGGAAGAGCUUCAGUACCCGGAGUGCUCUCAAAAAACACCAGCGCAUUCACACUGGAGAGAAACCAUAUCAGUGCUCACAGUGUGGGAAGAAUUUUAAUCGUCAAAGCAAUCUCAAAAUACACCAGCGCAUUCACACUGAAGAGAAACCAUAUCAGUGCUUACAGUGUGGAAAGAGUUUUACUCAAAAGGGCACUCUUAAAAUACACCAGCGCAUUCACACUGGAGAGAAACCAUAUCAGUGCUCACAGUGUGGAAAGAGUUUUAAUCAUAAUUUUCAUCUCAAAAAUCACCAACGCAUUCACACUGGAGAGAAACCAUAUCAGUGCUCACAGUGUGGGAAGAGUUUUAAUCGUCAAACUAAUCUCAAAGAACACCAGCGCAUUCACUCUAAAGAGAAACCGUAUCAGUGCUCACAAUGUGGAAAGAGUUUUAAUACACAGAGUUAUCUCAAAAUACACCAGCGCAUUCACACUGGAGAGAAACCGUAUCAGUGCUUACAGUGUGAAAAGAGUUUUAAUCGUCAAAGAGAUCUCAAAAUACACCAAUGCAUUCACACUGGAGAGAAACCAUAUCAUUGCUCACAGUGUGGAAAGAGUUUUAAUGAUCAAUGUUAUCUAAAAAAACACCAGUACAUUCACACUGGAGAGAAACCGUAUCAGUGCUCACAGUGUGGGAAGAGCUUUAAUCAACAAAGUUAUCUUAGAACCCACAAGCGCAUUCACACUAUAGAGAAACCGUGUCAGUGCUCAAAGUGUGGAAAGAGUUUUAAUGCACAGUGGAAACUUAAACAACACCAGCGCAUUCACACUGGAGAAAAACCGUAUCAGUGCUCAAAGUGUGGAAAGAGCUUUAAAACACAGGGUAAUCUCAAAACCCACCAGCGCAUUCACACUGGUGAGAAACCGUAUCAGUGCUUACUGUGUGGAAAGAGUUUUAGUUAUCAGAAUGUUUUCAAAACCCACCAGCGCAUUCACACUGGAGAGAAACCAUAUCAGUGCUUACUGUGUGGAAAGAGUUUUAGUUAUCAGAAUGUUUUCAAAACCCACCAGCGCAUUCAUAUUGCAGAUAAAUCGUAUCAAUGCUCACAGUGCGGGAAAAGUUUUAAACAACAAAGUCAUCUCAAAACCCACCAGCGCAUUCACACAGGAGAGAAACCGUAUCAGUGCUCACAGUGUGGGAAGAGUUUUAAUAAACAGAGUCAUUUUAAAGAACACCAGCGCAUUCACACUGGAGAGAAACCUUAUCAGUGCUCACAAUGUGGGAAGAGUUUUAAUCAACAGAAUUGUCUCAAAAUACACCAGCGCAUUCACACUGGAGAGAAACCAUAUCAGUGCUCACAGUGUGGGAAGAGUUUUAAUCAACAGAAUUAUCUCAAAAUACACCAGCGCAUUCACACUGGAGAGAAACCGUAUCAGUGCACACAAUGUGGAAAGAGUUUUCAUGCACAGAGCAAUCUCAAAAUACACCAGCGCAUUCACACUGGAGAGAAACCGUAUCAUUGCUCUCAGUGUGGAAAGAGUUGUAAUACGCAGAGUAAUCUUAAAGUACACCAGCGCAUUCACACUAAAGAGAAACUAUAUCAGUGCUCACAGUGUGCAAAGAGCUUUAAUACACAAAGUAUUCUCAAAAUACACCAACGCAUUCACACUGGAGAGAAACCGUAUCAGUGCUUACAGUGUGGGAAGAGUUUUAAUCAACAGAGUCAUCUAAAAAAACACCAGUGCAUUCACGUUUUACAGAAAUAAUGCUCUCAGUUUUGGAACUGCUUUGCUUAUUUUUUUAGCACUUAAACACAAGUGUAACACAUCAGAUUGUACCAAACAAGUAAAAAUAUAAGUGAAUGAGUAGAUGAACAGAUGUUGAGCACAAAGGACAUCAUGCACUGUGUAAUUUAGUGAAGAGGCUGGAUUACCUACACGCCGAAUAUGAAUCUUACUUUGAGCAGUGGUAAAGUUUAGAAGCCGAUGAUUCAAGUCGAGUCCAAACUCACAAAAACAUGAAAGGUGAACUGAACAACUGAGUCCACUUGUUUGGUAUCAGCCAUGUGAACUAUUAAACUUCAACUUGCAAAACUUUUAAACUAUUUCUAUUAAAAAAAAAAAAAAAAAAAAAAAACUCUCCUUUUAAAGUCUCGUACUUUGAAUGACUGUGUUACCUCUUUUUAAUUCAUAUGGCGUGGUGUGGCGUGCAGGAGACAAACUUUCCUUAAGAUCCCAUGAUGAAAUAGCUGCUCCCCACCAUGCAGGUUAACCACUUGGGGUCAGUAGGUGAUGCUAAAAGCUUAGUUUUUUUUGGGGGGAAACAACAUUUUAAGUUGGCUCACAAAAGAAACUUAUCUGACUGUAAAGCUGAACUCUUAAUAUCACUAACAUAAUAACAGAACUAAAUUUAAAUACUGAUUAUAUAAAUUAAACAGCUCUAAUACACAUAAAUCA